AUGCUGAAACCCAAGCGACAGCCAGUAGGUUGGUGUUCUUGGUAUUGCCAUGGGCCUUUUGUGGAUGAGCUCUUGAUGAUGCAAUCCUUAAAGGAGUUGAAGUCGAUGGGCUUGGACAGUGGCGAGCUGUCCUUGGAUCUUUUUCAGCUGGAUGAUGGCUGGCAAAGCGCUUGGGGAGAUUGGUUACGACCCAAUGCAAAGUUCCCGAAUGGCUUGAAGCCCUUGACCGACGCAGUGAAAAAGGAUGGUUUGGUGCCCGGCAUUUGGUUGGCACCGGCAUCCUUAACCUUGGGCUCUCGCUUGGCACAGGAGCAUCCAGAGUGGAUCCUUCGGGAUGAAACCGGGCGACACGUCUCUUGUGGCUUCACAGCACCAGGGCUUUGGAUGCGCGCCUUGGACACCACGAUGCCAGAGGUCCUAGAGCACAUACGGAAGACCAUUCACACCAUCGUGCACGAAUGGGGUUUUCGCUAUUUGAAGUGCGAUUUCCUCCAUUGUGCCGCGAUGCCUGGAAAGCGCUUUCUGAAGGUCAGCCGUGCCAAAGCGUGCCGGAUGCUUCUAGAGGCAGUGCGGGAGGCCGCAGGAGAGGAUGUCUUCGUUUUAGCUUGUGGUGCCCCACUGGGACCUUGCAUUGGAGUGGCCGAUGCAGUUCGCGUUUCCGCAGACACUGCGGAGCACUGGUUUCCGGUUGGGCCAAACGUCUGGGGCACACGAUGGCUUUUCAAGCAGGAUCGCACCAAUCUGCCUGCUGCCAGGAAUAUGGUUUGCAGUACCCUCGCAAGGAUGCACAUGAACGGCCGGCUUUGGGUCAACGACCCGGAUUGCUUGAUUAUACGAAAGGAGGUGCCUCUGAGCGAAGCCCAGGCGCUCGCCUCGGUGGUGGCCUUCAGUGCUGGCUCGGUCAUCUUCUCCGAUGACCUGAAGUCGCUCCCGAAGGAACGCCUGGCAGUGUUGAAGGCCCUGCUUCCACCGGUGCAGCCAACUGCACAAGACGUCCAUUUCACAGAUGGAGAGAUCCCUUGCAAGGCCGAGAGCAGGGACUGGGCAAUGUGCAUGCAAUUGGGCAUCCAUGCGCUGUUGAAAGACUAUCACCGUCACCGUUUGAACUGCUGCAUCGAUGUUGGGUUUUGGAGCUUUGGAACAGGUGAAAAAGCAUUGUUUCGCCCAACCCAUUCUGGCUUCAUCUAUUUCGCGGUGCUUUCUUUCGUUUGGGUCGUGGAUUUCUUGGUGGAUCCAAAGGUCACUGCGCAUCUCACUGGAGCAGCGGGCGACUGGAGGCUUUGCGGGCUUUUUGCUUGGGACGGCGGCGAGGUGGAGCUGAUGUUGGACGAUCAGGUGGAGCUGAUGGCGUCAUCCUUCAACAAAAAGAAUGAAAGUCUUCAAAGGAUGUCAGCCAUGGAGAAUGGAAAAAUCAUUGACGUGCUGCGUUUAAAUUAA
Molecule: messenger RNA, 1437 nt
Organism: Durusdinium trenchii
Lineage: Eukaryota; Dinophyceae; Suessiales; Symbiodiniaceae
Source: the annotation of a GenBank genome assembly